This is a messenger RNA of Striga hermonthica, 301 nucleotides long. Lineage: Eukaryota; Viridiplantae; Streptophyta; Magnoliopsida; Lamiales; Orobanchaceae. The record is from the annotation of a GenBank genome assembly.
GUCGACCCAUGUGGAAUCCGGCGCUGUGGCUGAUAAAGAUGUUGGUAGCACCUGUGUUCAAGCAGUUCUAAACUUGGGUGUCGCGCCGCGAGCAGGGUCACGAGGUCGUCACAAAAGCCUGAUAGUAUGCCAGGGUGUCGCAGCUCGGCACUCCGGUGCACCGCGAUGGAGCAGAAAAACUCACGCCGCGAAAACCUUCACGACGACAGAGACUAGGGGCAGGCCAAGGUGUCACUCUGUGACACCCCGUCGCGCCACGACGGUCUCGUAUUUUAGUGGACGUUGGCUAUGGCGAGAUUAG